This is a messenger RNA of Durusdinium trenchii, 2040 nucleotides long. The record is from the annotation of a GenBank genome assembly. Lineage: Eukaryota; Dinophyceae; Suessiales; Symbiodiniaceae.
AUGCCAGUGCUGCCUUUGCGGCGGCUGCCGCUGGCACGGGCUCGGAAUCCAUUGGCCGCUUGCAUUGUGGUGGGUGCAGCAUGGGCGAGCACACAUGGCUGGCGCUUGUUAGGUUCAAAGGAUACGAGGUCAAGCAGAUCUUUGCUUCAUGUCUCCGUUGAGCCUCCUGAGCAAUCUUUGCUUGGCGACCUUUACACGGCAACAUCCUUGCCUCUCCUUGCUGUAACUUGCGUACUGGGUUGGCUGACUCGGCCUACUGCAGAUGCGGAGCAGGUUCCGAAGGGCUUUCAGCAAUUUCAGUUUCAAUAUUUGCUUGUUUGGUUUCUCGCCAUCACAGCAGACUGGUUACAGGGGCCAUAUGUUUAUGAGCUCUAUGCAUCAUAUGGAUGGAGCAAAGCGGACAUUGCCCGGCUUUUUGUGGCUGGAUUUGCCUCUUCGAUGCUCACUGGCACUUUCAUCGGUUCUGUAGCAGAUGCCUGGGGCCGGAAGUUUUGUGCAAUUCUAUAUUGUAUUCUUUAUGGGCUAGCUUGCUUAACCAAGCAUGUGAAUGUCUAUGGGGUGUUGAUGCUUGGCCGGCUACUUGGCGGCGCAGCAACCUCCUUGCUGUUUAGCACAUUUGAAUGCUGGAUGGUGGGAGAGCACAAGCGAUGUGGUUUCCCAGAUGGUUUGCUCCGCUACAUGUUUGGACUUAUGUUUUUUGUGCAGUAUCUCGCUGCCAUCGGUGCUGGAUGGUUAGCACAACUGGCCGCGUCUUCGAUGCCUUUGACACAAGUUGCUGACUCAGAUGCUCUUUGGUAUGGAGGCUCUACUUUACCGUUUGACCUGUCGUUGGCCUUUCUCCUCACAGCCAUGCCUGCCAUCUAUUUUAUGUGGCAGGAGAACUAUGGUGAAAGACGUGGCGAAGGGGUGGCCGGUCUUUCUCAAGUGGCACUGUCCUUCCAGGCUGGAUGCGAUGCUCUCGCAUCUGAUUGGCGUGUCCCCUUGCUUGGCCUGGCAGUUGCUGCCUUCGAGAGCUCUAUGUACGUUUUUGUCUUCAACUGGACUCCAGCAUUGGAUGGUUGUUCUGCUGGUACUCCACCACAUGGACUUAUCUUCAGCGCCUUCAUGAUGGCUUGCAUGUGCGGAUCCUCGCUCUUCAACCUGCUUGAUGCAUCAAUUGCACCCAUCAAGGCCCUUUGGCCUGUUUGCCUCCUCGCAGCCGGUGCACUGGCCACAGUGGCUUCUUCUUUGUUCACCACCUCUAGUGAAGCCUUGAUUUUCUUCAGCUUCCUUGCUUUUGAAGCGUGUGUGGGUGCCUACUUCCCCUGUGUGAGCACUGUGAAGAGUGAACUGGUCCCGGAAGAAGCGCGGGCUGGAGUCUACAAUGUGCAGCAGAUUUUGUCCCUUGCAGACGCAUUGGAAAAUGAGACCAAAGCAGCGCUUGCAGGUGCAGGCUUCGAUGAGAUGCCUGCGCACUUUCCACCAAGUUCUCAGGUGGUGCCCUCCCUGGCCUACCGAGGGACAUCGCCGGAGCGCAGCUAUGAAAGCAUGCGCCAAGCUUUACAGGAGAUGCAGAAGCGUUCCGACAACUUGUUGGCGCGUAUCCACAAAGAAAGCGAGGCAAAUCUCGAGUUGUCAAAAGCGAGAACAGGAGCCGAGGAGACAUCCAGAAAGUUGUCCGAACAGGUGACUCAGCAAACAGAAGAAUUGAACAAAUUGGUUGGACAAAGACUCAAAGCAGAGCAGCAGCUUGAGGAUGUACGGCAGAGAAGCCGGAUUGAAGCUGAGCUUCGAGAGGAGGACUUUCAACGAAAGUUGGCGGCAGCUCACAAAGAAGCGGACGAGAGGUGUCACGCGAUGCAAAAAGGGCUCGUCGACAAGCUUCACUUGACACAAAGGGCCAUGGAAAAGGUCAAGACCGACUUCCACCGCCUGCGUGCUGACCACGCAGACAGCCGAAAGGCAGUCUUGAUCCUCAACGAGGCUGUUGCGGUCGCUUCUUUGGCUGGUCUAGUGGCACAUAUUCAGACAUUUAUUAUACAACACAUUGUGGCAGUGUGA